This is a messenger RNA of Lithohypha guttulata, 228 nucleotides long. RefSeq lists its product as uncharacterized. Gene Ontology annotation, molecular function: amino acid transmembrane transporter activity. Gene Ontology annotation, biological process: amino acid transmembrane transport. Gene Ontology annotation, cellular component: membrane. The record is from RefSeq and is a predicted model, not a curated record. The coding region runs from base 1 to 228 and encodes 75 amino acids. The transcript has a single exon. Lineage: Eukaryota; Fungi; Ascomycota; Eurotiomycetes; Chaetothyriales; Trichomeriaceae.
AUGGUCUAUCUACGAUUUGGCAUCUUCUUUAUUGGUGGGGCCCUGGCGGUGGGCAUCGUGUGCAACUCUCGAGACACAAGACUUGGAGAAGUCGUCUUAGGCGGGAACAGCGGCUCAGCUGCGGCGUCACCAUACGUUAUCGCUAUGGAGAAUCUCGGCAUUGAAGUCUUCCCUCAUAUCGUCAACGCGUUAGUCAUGCCACAAUACCUCUACUUGAAUGAUGGCUAA